Molecule: messenger RNA, 1819 nt
Organism: Sesamum indicum (sesame)
Lineage: Eukaryota; Viridiplantae; Streptophyta; Magnoliopsida; Lamiales; Pedaliaceae
Product: elongation factor 1-alpha
Biological process (GO): translational elongation
Molecular function (GO): GTPase activity; translation elongation factor activity; GTP binding
Source: RefSeq, a predicted model, not a curated record
CCAAAAACCCUAAACACCCUCAGUCCUUCAGCUCCGCAUAUAUAUAACCUCAUAUUCUACUUCUAACACUCUCUCUCUCGUUCACUAACAAAUCACAAACUCUGUCUGCAGUCAGCGGGCGAGAGAGCUCUUAGCGUUCUUACCGUAUUCUUCAAGUUUCUUUUUAAAAGUUCAACAUGGGUAAAGAGAAGGUUCACAUCAACAUUGUGGUUAUUGGACAUGUCGACUCUGGAAAGUCGACCACCACUGGUCACUUGAUUUACAAGCUUGGUGGUAUUGACAAGCGUGUCAUUGAAAGGUUCGAGAAGGAGGCUGCUGAGAUGAACAAGAGGUCCUUCAAGUAUGCCUGGGUGCUCGACAAACUCAAGGCUGAGCGUGAGCGUGGUAUCACCAUUGAUAUUGCCUUGUGGAAGUUUGAGACCACCAAGUACUACUGCACUGUCAUUGAUGCACCUGGACACCGUGACUUUAUCAAGAACAUGAUUACUGGUACCUCACAGGCUGACUGUGCCGUCCUCAUUAUUGACUCCACCACUGGUGGUUUUGAAGCUGGUAUUUCCAAGGAUGGUCAGACCCGUGAGCAUGCAUUGCUCGCUUUCACUCUUGGUGUCAAGCAAAUGAUCUGUUGCUGCAACAAGAUGGAUGCUACGACACCGAAGUACUCCAAGGCUAGGUAUGAUGAAAUUGUGAAAGAAGUUUCUUCCUACCUCAAGAAGGUCGGAUACAACCCUGACAAGAUCCCAUUUGUUCCCAUUUCUGGUUUUGAGGGAGACAACAUGAUUGAGAGGUCCACCAACCUGGAUUGGUACAAGGGCCCGACCCUCCUUGAGGCUCUUGACAUGAUUCAGGAGCCAAAGAGGCCCUCAGACAAGCCCCUCCGUCUCCCACUUCAGGAUGUUUACAAGAUUGGUGGUAUUGGUACUGUCCCCGUUGGUCGUGUGGAGACUGGUAUCUUGAAGCCUGGUAUGGUUGUCACCUUCGGCCCAUCUGGCUUGACCACUGAAGUUAAGUCUGUUGAGAUGCACCAUGAAGCAAUGCAGGAGGCUCUUCCUGGUGACAAUGUUGGGUUCAACGUGAAGAAUGUUGCUGUCAAGGAUCUCAAGCGUGGUUAUGUUGCCUCCAACUCAAAGGAUGACCCUGCCAAGGAAGCAGCAAACUUCACCUCCCAGGUCAUCAUCAUGAACCACCCUGGCCAGAUUGGAAAUGGAUAUGCCCCCGUGCUCGACUGUCACACCUCUCACAUUGCUGUUAAAUUUGCUGAGCUUGUGACAAAGAUUGACAGGCGUUCGGGUAAGGAGCUUGAGAAGGAGCCCAAGUUCUUGAAGAAUGGUGAUGCUGGACUUGUUAAGAUGGUUCCCACCAAGCCCAUGGUUGUGGAGACUUUCUCUGAGUAUCCACCUCUUGGUCGUUUUGCCGUCCGUGACAUGCGCCAAACUGUUGCUGUUGGUGUUAUCAAGAACGUUGAGAAGAAAGACCCAUCUGGUGCCAAGGUGACCAAGGCUGCUGCCAAGAAGGGUGCCAAGUGAAGGCAGUUCCCGGUGGAUUGCUUUGUAUCCAUUUUAUUUAAAUGUUUUAGUUUCCAAUUUUGUUUUUUUGGACGAUUUUUGAGUUUUGAUGUUGGAGAAGAGAUGUUUUCGCCGCGAUCUCUAUCCUCCUUGAUGAGGAUAGUGGAGUUGUGAAGCAACUUGGUUUUGGACCUUGUUGCUUGACGGGCAGUGGUGAAAGCUCCUGGAGACCAUCAUUUCUGUUUUAGAGGUUUAGCUGAGAUGUAGACUUCGGUCCUACUUUAAUUUAUACCAUUUGGUUUGGACUUCAAUUC